Molecule: messenger RNA, 453 nt
Organism: Durusdinium trenchii
Lineage: Eukaryota; Dinophyceae; Suessiales; Symbiodiniaceae
Source: the annotation of a GenBank genome assembly
AUGGUCACCCGCUGCUGCAUUAUGAUUUACAUAUGUUGCAGCCUUGGCCUGCCGUGGAUACUGGAGCAGCCCGGAUCAUCCCUUCUGCAAUAUCACCCUGACUUCCAGAGGAUCUGCGCAAAGUUUACUGUCUACCGGGUCUUCGUUUGGCUUGGCUCAUAUGGCGGAAGCAGCCCGAAGGGCACACUUCUCUACAGCAGCUGCAAAUGGAUCCAAGAGCUUUACUUGCCGCUCCCUUCAGACCGAGAAUGGGAUGGAGACAUCAGCAUCAAGUAUAUUGAUUCUUCAGGGCACCAUCGAGUACAAGGAGGACCCGGCUUGAAAGCAAGCCAGUACUACCCAAAAUUGUUUGGGCACGCGGUCGCUCAACUAUGGGAGCGCUAUCAAUCCGAUGUGAAGCGCUGUGUGCAAGACACUGCGAGACUCAUCAGCAUAUAUGUACAUGCGUCGUGA